Molecule: messenger RNA, 1848 nt
Organism: Aspergillus terreus NIH2624
Lineage: Eukaryota; Fungi; Ascomycota; Eurotiomycetes; Eurotiales; Aspergillaceae
Product: alpha/beta hydrolase
Exons: 4
Coding region: 1-1848 (615 amino acids)
Source: RefSeq, a predicted model, not a curated record
AUGACUGCCCCAACCAAAGUCCAAUUCCCCUCCUUCCAGCUGACCAUCGCUGGCGAGCUCCAUGCGCCCGCUCCCGGCGCACCCGAUCGCAAAGGCAGCGCAGUGGUAAUCAGCCACCCAAUGACAGGAGUAAAGGAGCAAACCUCAACCGUGUACGCGCGCGCACUCUCGCAAGCCGGAUUCUACGCCCUAACCUUCGACGCCGGCUACCAGGGCGAGAGCAGCGGGGAACCACGCGGGCUAGAAGAUCCGCACCAGCGGGUUGAAGACAUCAAGAGCGCCGUGAGCUAUCUAUCGACGCUCUCUGCCCAGGUUGACCCGGCCCGCAUCGGCGUGCUGGGCAUUUGCGCCUCGGGCGGAUACACCAGCUACGCGAUGCAGUCGGACGUGCGCAUCAAGGCCCUGGCGACGAUCAGCGCAGCCUGUGUCGGGCGCAUGACGCGCACUGGCGGCGUACAGGAGCAGAAGCGCGAGGACGCCGCUGCCAUCUCUGGCGCGCUGGAGUAUGCGGCGCAGUGGCGGACGGGCGCGGCGAACGGCGCCCGCGCCGACGCGCCGCAGAUGUUUGAUGCGAUGAAUGUGCCUGCUGAUGCGGAUGAGUUCCUCAAGGAUGCGGCGGAGUAUUACGGCACCGAGCGCGGACGGCAUCCGCGGUCGACGCAGAAGGUGCCGCUUGCGAGCUACGAUCUCAUGGUGGCGUAUGACUCGUUCAAUUUCCAGCAUUUGAUCGCGCCGCGGCCGCUGCUGAUGAUUGCUGGGUCGCGGGCGCAGACGCUGCACUACAGUCGGACGGCGGUGCAGGCGGCCAAGGAGCCCAAGGAGCUGUUUGUUGUUGAGGGGAAGAACCACUUUGACCUUUAUGACGAUGUGACGGAGACUGGUCCGAAGCUGGUGGAGUUCUUUGGACGGUAUCUUGGCCAGCGCUAUGACUCCGCGCGGGGAAACUCACCAUCGCAGCCACGGGGCUGUGCCGGCGCUCAUGGACAAUACAUCUCACCCCUACAACGCCUUCAGGUCAACAUCCUCCCAAGAACCCUCGAAAUGAGCUCCACGAACAACCGCCGAAUCCGCCGACCACUCAAGGCCCCCGAGCGGCCGCUCGCCAUUCGAAACGAGUACAUCACCGACCGCAAGACCCUGCUUAUCGUCAAACCCCGCAGCGGCCAGGGCCUCGGAGCGGGGGCGUACAAGAUCCAAGACGAAAGCGGCAUCAACCAGUUUAUCGUGACGGGCCCACGAGACGAUGGAGCCUCGUCACACAGUCGACGAAACACCACAUAUCGCGAGUUCCACGAUGUGACGGGGCUCCCGCUGUUCACGCUGCCGUGCAAGGUCGGGUUCCAGAACGGCUGGGAGGUCAAGCUCCCCGGCACACGGUCGACGACGGUGGUGAAGGGCGGGCCGCGCUGGGCUGUCGGCGCUGCUGCGUUUCGGGACUGGACGGUCACGUUCCAGAAUGCGGCCGGUGCUGGGGGAAAGAUGCAGGCAGAGACGAGCGUCACGCUGCAUGUUGAGAGCCAUGGGAAUAUCUUGACGUGUUAUGAUAUUGUGGACGGGGACCGCAAGGUGGCUGAAGUGCGUGAGAGCAUUGCGCAUAACAGAAAGCUGGCGUUGAUGCCGGAAUCGAGGUACAAGUCGUCGUAUCAUCCGGUGCUGGAUAUUGUCGUCGUGCCGGGGGUGGAUCUAUCUCUGGUAUGGUUUACUUGUCGUGACAUCGAUUGCGGUUUUGCUAUCGGAUUGGGUUUUCGGGUCGAGACACGGCCAGCUCAGGGCUGCGAUGAGUUUUGUCUGAUGGGGAUCCUAGAUAUACGCACCAUGGUAGUUCUCUGGCCCGAAGCUGACACCUGA